AAAAAGUAAUAAACAUUUUUUCAAAUAUUUCUUCUUUUUCUAACAUGGUAUCAGAAUUAUAAGCUCAUGGUUCUUCUCCUUUAUCAUCACUACUUGGUUUUUGGGUUGGAUUUUUAGAUCCAUUUCGAAUCUAAAACUUUAUCGCUGGGUUCUUUUCUCUUUUAGAUUGGAUUAUUUAGUCUCAAUUUUCAAGCUCUUUUUGAGGAACAUAACAAGCUAGAACCUAAACCUCAAUUAUGUUGUUUUUUAAGUUAUGGGAUUACACAUAAAGGAUAUCAUUGUUAGAAUUUUGUGUCACAAAAACUUCAAGUCUCAUGUUAUGUUGUCUUUUGGGAACACACUAUGUUUUCCUCGUUAUCAAACUUCCAAGUGUCAUCUAUUGAUCAACCUCCACUUUUUACUAACCUUUCUAUUGAGUUAUUUCUUAGUGACUCUGAUGCAGAUACAUUUGAUGAGCUUCAUGAUGCCUUUCUACAUGCUUCACCUGAUUCUAUAAAAGAUGUUCUGUCUGUUGGUUGUAAAUGGAUGUACAAGAUCAAAACUUGGUCUGAUGGUUCUAUGGAGCAUUACAAGGCUCGUUUGGUUGCUAAAGGAUUUACUCAAGAAUAUCAAAUUGAUUAUGAGGAAACCUUUGCACCUAUUGCUCAUCCUAGUUUAGCUCAUAAGGAAGUUUACGUGAAAUCACCUUCUGGACUUAAGCAUCCUCCAAACAAAGUUUGCCGAUGGAAGCGAGAUUUGUAUGGUUUGAAGCAAGCACCUCAAGCUUGGUUUGCCAAGUUUAGUACCACCAUAAGUGAAUUUGGUUUUACUUCUAGUCCUCAUGAUACUACGCUAUUCAUACGCAAGAUUAAUCAUGGUAUGAUUUUACUAUUUCUUUAUGUUGAUGAUAUAAUCAUUAUUGGGGAUGAUAUUUUAUGCAUUCAUGAUCUCAAGCAAUUUCUCAGUUAUAAGUUUGAGAUUAAAGAUCUUGAUGUUUUGAGCUAUUUCUUGGGAUUUGAGGUCAACUUUUCUUAUGAUGGUUAUCUUCUCUCUCAAACAAAAUAUGCUUCUGAUCUUAUAUCUAAAGCUGGACUUGUUGAUAGUAAAACUGCAUCUACUCCUCUUGAGCCAAAUGUUUUACUUACACUCAUGGAUGGUUCUCCAUUAGCUGAUCUUACUCAUUACAAAUAGUUGGUUGGAAGUUUAAUUUAUCUCACUACAACAUGACCAGGCUACAACAUGACCAGGCAUAGCUUAUGCAAUUCAUGUUGUUAGCCAAUUUAUGGCUACACCUCGUUCCACUCACUAUGUAGUAGUACUUUGCAUUAUUCACUAUAUUAAAGCUACUAUUUUUCA
Messenger RNA from Rubroshorea leprosula, 1335 nucleotides. Lineage: Eukaryota; Viridiplantae; Streptophyta; Magnoliopsida; Malvales; Dipterocarpaceae. The record is from the annotation of a GenBank genome assembly.